AUGGCCACCCCGCCGCGGCCUGGAUUUCCUGCGCCGCGUCUCUCGCCUUACCAUGCCCAGCUCCUCGCAGCAGUGCUCGACGACAGCACCGCUCCCACCCUCGCCCGCGCUCCUGUCGGUGGGAGCUCCCCCAGCAGAGACGAACACAACCGCUGGUCUGACGCCGAAUCAUCAGCUGCCUCGGACGCCUCGGUCCGGCUGUAUCGCGGCUUUGAGCUGGCCGAGGUCGUCGCCGAUCCCUCGCUCGACCAUAGCCAGACGUACGAGCUGCUGCAUGUGAGCUCGAGCCACGAGCUGGCGUACGUCGUCCGCAAGAUCGACGACGCCGGCUUUGUUGAUGAUGAUGAAUGCGGCGACGGCAGCAGUCGCGAUGUCGACGACGUGCUUGACGAGCUUGUUCCUGGCUGGGAUCUCGAGUGGUCGGCGCACCUCGAGUUCCUCGGCGCACCGGGAGAUGACGCGCAACCCCCGCGUCGUGGCCUCGCCUUUGGCACGCUCUCAUCCAUAUCGCGUGCCUCCUCAUCGGCAUCGUCGGUAUCGUCACGCUCAUCGUCUGACAACGACUCGACCCGCACUAUCGAUCUUCUGCAAACAGACUCGGAUGCGGUUCACCCGUACCCGCUCGAGAGCUGCGUUGACGAGCCGGGUGCGAACGCCAGCUCGGACGAUCUGGCAUCCUCUCUCCUUCCAGAACUCGAUGCAUCACUACGGAUUGUUGAUGGUGCUGGCACAGUCGAUGCGGUAGGUUUGUCUGUCCGCCCACGCGCCGUUGUGGUGGCGGGUCUCGAAGGCUUUGUCGCCGCUGCUACCGAGACGGGCGUCGUUCAUGCUUCGUCGCUCCUUGCGGCGUUCCGGUCGCUGGCAAGCACUGCUUUGAGCGCUUGGGCUGCUUGCGACGUUAUUGCCGAGGCCCACCAGAUUGUGGCCGAGUUUGACUCGUGUGCUAACGCCAUUGCUGCCGCCGCAUCUCUGGCGAGUCUGGUCGAGGGUCACAAUGCAGCAGGGCGCGACGCCGGCGACGCCGUCGCGCUGGCAGGUACCGGCGUCGCCGCCGACUUUGUCCAUGCAUGUGCCCUGGCAGCGGCUGCCGGAAUCGACAGCGUGCUCAUCGCCGACGAGCUUGCCGGCGAGACCCCACGUGGUGUCCGUCUCGCUCCGUCGAGUUUGCCGGACGCGUGGCGCGCCGUGGGCACCGGACUCCUGCCGCUGCCGGCUCUCCCCUCUCCGCCGCCGCAUCCUGUGGUGCCGAGCGACGCCGGAUCGCCACUCGCCGAAGCCGCUCUGCUUGAUGGAUGCCUCCGGCGCCGGCUGAUGUGUCCGCCCAAGGAGCGUGCUGCGCUGGAUGCCUUGAUCACGGCCCGGUACGUGCGCGACGACGCCGCUGUAGUCGUCAGUGCCGGUGGCUGUGGCGAGUUGGCGGCCGUCGCCGCGCCGCUCAUUGCCCGUGCGGGCGGCGAUGUUGCCGGCGACCUGUGGGUUUUUUCCUCGACAAGAGCCGCGCUGACGGCAGUAGCUGCGGUUAAGGCUGCAGUGUUCAGCCUCGGCGUCCGUGAUGUGGCGCUGGGCGUCCUCGCACUUGCCUCGGGAUCCGUCAUGAGCGUACCUGGCGAAGGCGCGUGGGGUGAGCCGGUCGAAGCUGCAACGCACAUCGCCUCUGCUGCUCUCGACAGCGGAGCCCCCGCCGGGACCGUCGUCAUGGCUGGUGGCUCGUGGGAUGCGUUUGUCGCACACGAGCCCACCGCCGCCCGUAGCGUCCGUGCUGUUGCCAUGCUCGGCUCGCGGUUCGAGAGCCUCUUCCUCCGGCACGCCCCACACGACCUGGCCACGGCCCGGUAUGUGGUCUCGCCGCUCGAGGUGCUCCCGCACCAGGUGGCUGCCCGGCUGCUACAAGCCAUUGCCGCCACCUCGCCACACGCCGCACGCAAUCUGGCCACGCUCGUGCUUCUCUUUGGUCCGGCCUCGCCGCAUCUCGCUCUGCUGGACUUCUCGCUGGCCCCGGCGGCGGCGACGCCCGCGGCUCUCACCUGGCUUGCUUCGCCGCUCGGCCCGCCGGCCGACUCUGUGCGAGUCUUGCGGUUCCCGAACCUGACUGCGCUCUCGCUGGCCGGCAUUCGCUCGCUGAAGACCCAAGUCAUCGACAAGCUCAUUGCCGCGUACGCCGGCUCGACGGCGCUUACAGCGCUGGAUCUAUCCGGGACAGGCAAGGCCGUGCGUGACUCUACUGUGGCGCUGAUUGCGAGCUCGCUGCCACGAUUAGCCUCGCUCUCGCUUGCCGACUGCAACAGCGUGACGUGCGUUGCACCGCUCUUUGUCUCACUCCCAUGCCUUGCUCGGCUCUCGCUCCACGGCCUGCUGAUGGUUGACGACAUGGGCGAGCUACCACCAGGCUGGACGGCGGCCUCACAUGCAAGCAUGCUGUCGCUCGAUCUCUCGGCGUGCGACGCGUUUGCGCCCUCGACGCUCAAGUCUGUACUCGGCGCCGAGCACAUGGCGACGCUGACGUCGCUUGCGCUCGGCGGAUGCGUCCAGCUCGAUCUUGGCGUGCUCGGCCAGGUUGCGCCGGCCAUGCCCAAGCUCCGGCGGCUAAACUUGGCCGGGCUUGGCAGUGCGCCGGCGCGACGAGCGUCUGCGAGACGCGCCUUUGCGGCGUGGCUUGAAGAGUGCAACUCGCUCACUGCCCUCGACAUGUCGGGCGUGACUGGCGACGCCGGACUGGCCGGGCUGGAGGCGCUUGCCGCCGCCGGCGGCAUGGCACCUGUAUCGACGCUGCAGCUGGCCCACACGCAGCUCUCGUGUACUCUGCUGCAAACGCUGUUUGCUACACCGAGCAUGCACCUCGCCGAACUCGAUCUGACCGGCUGCGGCCUGGAGCGGCGCAUGGUGGCGGCGAUGGCGCCGGGAGCAAGCGUGCCCUCGCUUCGCUCGCUGGCGGUCCGCAGCUGCGGCCUCGGCGCCCGGAGUUGUCGCAUGCUUGUUCGCAUUGUUGUGCUCUACUACCCAGGCCUCACACGGCUUGACAUGGCUCAUAACCCCGAGCUGACCGACGCCGCGUUUGCGCUUUCUCCAGCCGGUGGUGGUGCGAGCGGCAGCGACGACGACGAGGACGGCAAUGGCGAGGUGGAACAGGUCUUGCAUCCCCACACUGCGCUCACUGAACUUGAUCUCUCCGGCUGUCGCAAGCUCACUCCCGAAGGCAUUGAUGCCAUCGACGAGCUGUUUCCAUCGCUUUGUGUGCUGGGGCGCGGCGGGUGCAAGUCAAUCCCGCCGGGCGUGGUGGCGCAGUGGGCGUCGCUGUGACGCAGGCGUAGCUUUGUCAGCACGGUUUUUUUACUUGCGCUCCUGGCUCCACCGUCCGAACAUGCACUACCGCUCAGGCCUCGGUCGACUCGACACCGUCAAAAGCAGCGUCCCACGUCUCGGUCUCGAUGAGACCCUCGAGACCGUCGUAGUCGCCGACAAAGGCGUAGUCGUCGCCAGUCUUGAUGAACAUCUGCGGGUAGC
This is a messenger RNA of Thecamonas trahens ATCC 50062, 3501 nucleotides long. RefSeq lists its product as uncharacterized. The record is from RefSeq and is a predicted model, not a curated record. Gene Ontology annotation, biological process: SCF-dependent proteasomal ubiquitin-dependent protein catabolic process. Lineage: Eukaryota; Apusomonadida; Apusomonadidae. The transcript has 2 exons. Bases 1 to 3297 code for a protein of 1098 amino acids. Gene Ontology annotation, cellular component: SCF ubiquitin ligase complex. Gene Ontology annotation, molecular function: protein binding.